UCCAAUAGUAGGGAAGUUAUCUAACCACCAUUACAUGCUUCACGAUCCUUGGCCAAUUGUUGGAACAGGGAGAAGAUUGCUACAUGUUUGUUUCCAUUCAUUAUGAGGCGCAUAUACGAAAAGUCUACUUUAAAAUCUGUGCACUGCCAACCAUGGAAAACAGAAUCCAUCACUUCACAAUGGAACAAGGGCAUCAUUCCUUAGCAGAUCAAAUUAAUGCUACAGAAUCUCAUAUUCUUCUGGAGGCAGCUGCCAAAUAUUACUUCCAGAUCAGCCAGAAGCAUGGGCAUACGAGGGAAUACUUCUCUAGCCCAGAGGGAGAGGUGAUUAAAGUAGAUGAAACAAGUGUUCGGUACAUACCACUGUAUAGAGAUGACUCUGGGAAAAUGUUGGUUUUAGUAGAUUCCAAGACAGGAGAGUCAGUUGUUGCUGUUUAUUUGAAUGGAACUUGGCGGUCUGUAGAUGACAUCUUGAGAUCAUCUGACCCAUCAAAAGAAGGCCUGAUACAGGUCCAGACAUUUGGGGAAAGAAUUGCUCUGUUUGUACUAAACUGCUUGGUGUGCGGGUUCUCAGAGGCAAAUGGUUCGGGGCAUGAAGCGUACUUCCUUCCACAUGCUUCCAGGGAGCUUGCUAAGAUCUUCUGGUGCCAUGGAGAGGCAGUAGGAUUUUACACCUACAAAAACAAAGGCAACCUGUGUAAUCCCGGCACCGGGCAAUGUUAUCAGCUUCCAGUCCUGGACACGGUAUUUGUCCGUAAGAAUUGGAGGAGACAAGGAGUGGGGGCUAAAAUGCUACAAGAUUACAGCCAGGCAUUUCCAGAAGAAAGUGUUCUAGGUAUCAGCAGCCCAAUAUCCCCUGCCAUGUACACAGUCUGUCACAAAUUCCUAACCUGUAAUCCCAAAGAUCAGGAUCGUUUUUGGGAAGUGGAAGCCCCUGGAUACUGGAGCCAACGUGUUAACAUUUGGUUGAAGAUUCAGCUUGGUGAAGCCCCAGCAAUGCAAAAGUCUUUCACUGAGAGUAAUGGUGAACAAGAUAAGAGAGUCUCCAUUUUGGCAGUAAAACACCCCGGUCUCCCUAAUGAAAAAAAUCCCGGUGAAUCCCCUGGUAACUUGGAUGAGUUUGUUUCCUUGGGGAACUACAGGAAAAGGAAAAGCGUAAAACUGAACGUGGAAGAGAUUUCAACAAAACAUAUGAAAACAACCUAAUUUAAAAUAUAAGGGCUUAUUUAUGAACACAGCACUAUGUGUAAAGUUCAGUUUUCAGGUACAAAUUUUCAUUUUUUGUACCCACAAUGUCCCAUUUCCACCCACAAAUCUAGGAUUAAUGCAGAUGCAUGCUAAGUGGCAUCUAUAACAAUGUCCCAAAUUUGCAGCAGAUCAUUUCUUAAUGGGGAUGGCAUCACUUCUGUGAUCAGCAUCAAUAAUGGCACUAGACAAGAUCAAAUCUGCAAUUGCAAAUGUGCAGCCUGCUAGGGGAAAGCUAGAUUUACCACCAAGUUUAGGCUGGGGGUAAUUGUAGGGUUCUAACAACAUUUGAGUACAUUUUAGCUGGUUGAAGGGGCAUAUUGGCAUAUUGGUCUCGGCACAAAUACCUUUGUGAAUAGUUUCAGUUUUGUGUCCAUUCUAGUGCCUUGUGUUGACGUUCCUCAGUGAGCCCUGCAAUACUUGGUCACUGAGGGCCCAAGGAAAUGUCACUAUUAUGCAGUUACAUAACAUAACAAUUAUGCGGCAACAAUAAGAAAAAGAGAAUAAAAUAAUAGAAUAAUAUGGAGAAGUUCCACCCCAGAAAGUGCAGGAAUCAUGGUCUAUCGGGAGCUUGGUCUGUUCAUUCAGGUGCCUGUUUAAAGGUAGCCAUGCAUACUAAGAUCUUUCCCUGAUAUGCCGACCUUAAGGUUGGCAAUAAUGGAUUGAUCUGAUGGCUCAUGUAUGGCCAUCUUAAGGGCAAGGGCACACAGGCAUUGGCUCAGCUGCUCGCAGCCUGUGGUUUUCAGGCAGUUGGAGAGAAGCCAAUCUGCUCUCUUCCACAGAUCAGUGUAGCUGCACUGACAAGUACAGCUUCCUCCUGUGUGCAGGUACACAUAGUUUAGAUUAACCCAAAAAUGCCUUCUUUUGCUUGGUUUUCAGCCCAACCUCUGCUCCCCUCCGCUACAUGUACCUGCACUCAGGCAGAAGCUAUGCCUGUCAAUGCACAUACACAGAGAUGAAGAUCUGCUUCUCUCCACGUGCCUAAAAACACAGGCUAAGAGCAGCGGAGCCAAUGCUCUGUGUGCCCUAAAGGCACUGCCACAUGGGGCGGAUUCUUGGCCUGGAGAUAAACACAGGCCAACAAUCUGCUCCUACGCUCUAAAAAAUUUUACUGAUGUGUGCAGGCAUACUUGCUGAAAUCUACUCCAGUGGGUGAGCUGGCAGGUGUGGGCCCCUGGGGUACCAGCAUUGGUGGGUCUCGCACUGCCCAGUCUGACCCUGGUACAGGCUCAUAGUAGAGUCAUUGAGGUAAGAAAGAUAACCUAAGGCAGAAUAAUCUUCCAAACAAUGUCACACAGGGAGAUUUGAUUGCAAUCUCUUUGGCCCAUGUACUCACCACGCCUUGAGCAGGGGAGAAAAUACCAGUGGGUACAGAACCUAAGGAUCAUACUGACAUCAAAACAGGUGUUUGUAGCCAAUGUAAAAAAAAAAAAGGUCUGUGCAAUGUUCACUUAUGUUCUGGUGUAAGGCUGAGAAUCAAGCCAUGAAAGGUUCAUAGUGACCUCCAAAAUUCUCUACUUACAAAACUCAAGACUUCAUUAUUUAUACCACUAAGUAUACUGAACAAUACCAAUGCAAUUCAAUUUCUCUGUACUGCAGUUUGGUGCUAUGCCGCCUCAGUACUGUACAGUUGCACUAUAUACUUGUUUACAUAUCAGUUUCAGAUAAAAUGUAACAAACAUUUUUUUAACAUAUAUUAAAUAUUCACUAAUAUAUAAUACAGGUAUGGAACCUAUUAUCUAUAAUGCUUGGGACCAAGGCUAUUACAAUCUCAUAAAAAUGUGAAAAUGCCAACAGGUUUGUUUUACUAUCAAUAUGGAUGAUGUUGCUUGUUUGUACAGGACACUAUGGGGGAAGUGAGUAUAUGUUAAACAGGAGAUUGGCAUUAGUUGUAUGAUUAAAUAUGAGAAGAGAGUAGCUGACUCCCUCUGUCUGUAUAAAGAACUAUACUGUGGAGUAACUGCUAAAUCAUACGUAGCUAUUUAUUGUCCACUGUAAUUAGAAAGCAGAAAUAAGUUGGACCAUAUCACCCAGAAUGUAUGAAAGAUUCAAAAAAGCAUUUCCUGUACUUAAGCAACACACGGGAUAGUUUAAAUGUACCAGCGUUCCUAAAGGCAUUGUCAAAGGUCUCUUACACUUCUCUGUCUACAGGUUUUCUAGAGUUUUCUCUAGGAAAACCGAUUCAGUAGUUUCAGCUUCAAUAAUAUCUUUAUGCAGAUGUGCCUGUCUGCUCCAGAUCUCCCUCCUCAUCUACCCACCCUGCAGCCAAUCCCUUACCAAAUCCUAUGGCUUUCAUAUUUCAACUUAGCUUAGAAACAACCAAAGCACCUCUCCACUGUCACACCUAGUCUACUACAAACUAUUCCUUACAGGCAUUCCACUCCAAAACCCUCAACAAUGAAACCCUUCAAUAUAUAUUAGCUCUGAUCAUAGAAUACACUCCUUUAUGCACCCCAUGCUCUGAUUUUUAUCUUCUCCUGUUAUUAACUCAUCUCAUUUCUGGCUGCAAGAGUUCUCCCAAGCUUCUGCCUGUCUCUGGAACUGCACAACUCCUGCAAAAAAGCUAUCUCUAAUUUGCUUCAAAGUUGGGAAAAUUUGUCCUGACUUUAAAAGGGCAAUUGGACCAAUAAACUGAAUUGUAGGUUUUGUAUUUUCUCAUUAAAAAACCUGAAGGGACCUGUUAUCCAGAAUGCUUGGGACCUGGAGUUUUCUGGAUAAGGGGUAUUUCUGUCAUUUGGAUCUCCAUAUCUUUAGUCUGCUAAAAAAAACAUGUAGAUAUUAAUUAAACACCAAAUUAUUGUUUUUGCCUUCAGUAAAGAUUAAUUACAAGUUACAAGUACAUGGCACUGUUUUAUUAUUACAGAGAAAAAAGGAAACCUUUAAAAAUUUGAAUUAUUUGGUUAAAAUGGAGUCUAUGGGAGAUUGCCUUUCCUGUAAUUUGGAGCUUUCUGGAUAAUGGGUUGCCGGAUAACGGAUCCCAUACCUGUACUAAUAUAUCUGCCAAUAAAACUACUGCAGUCAGAGAAUUGUACAACGUUACAGCUCUGACAAUAACAAAACCUCCUUUGUUGCCUUCGCAUGGAGCCUCUUUUCUCCUAAUCUUUAUUUCUCAACAACCUUAUUGCUGCCUCUUGCACCCCUCUGCUCUUAUGCUGAAAAGUCAGAAAAUAACUAAAUGGAAUGAAAUUUGAAGUUGGUGUCAAAGCAGCAGUUUUUUCAGCCAGAUGUUUUAUUACAUAUAUUUCUUGUUUGCUACUUGAGUCGCUUCUUUUUCUUUAAACAUAUUUGAAAUUCUUGAGUGUUUUUCUGUUAGCGAUAUCAUACCCCCAUUAUUGUUUCAUUCUGUAACCCAUGACUGUUAAUUUAUUGUAAACCCACUGUUUAAUAUAAUUAUGAUCUACACUAUUAUUUAAAGUGCUGCUAUAUUUAAAGUGCUGCUAUAUAAAUAAACAAUGAUUAAAUGUA
Molecule: messenger RNA, 4709 nt
Organism: Xenopus tropicalis (tropical clawed frog)
Lineage: Eukaryota; Metazoa; Chordata; Amphibia; Anura; Pipidae
Gene: fam169b
Product: protein FAM169B
Exons: 9
Coding region: 84-1205 (373 amino acids)
Source: RefSeq, a predicted model, not a curated record